This is a messenger RNA of Saprolegnia parasitica CBS 223.65, 1133 nucleotides long. RefSeq lists its product as hypothetical. The record is from RefSeq and is a predicted model, not a curated record. The transcript has a single exon. The coding region runs from base 63 to 1103 and encodes 346 amino acids. Lineage: Eukaryota; Oomycota; Saprolegniomycetes; Saprolegniales; Saprolegniaceae.
AGUUCUCGCUGGAUUGUGACGCUGGUCCUGGUCAUUCCGCAAGUUUUGUUGCCGAGUUGACAAUGCCAGCGCUCGACGUCCUUCCCAACACAUUGGUUCCGCUGGCUACGUGCCAGAUCUGCUUGGACGCGACGUGCGUCGUCCAGCAGCUUUGCGGCGCCAAGUGCCCCGCCGCCGUGUGCACGAGCUGCCUCCAGAGCUACGUGCAAGCGCACUCGACGGCUGCCAUCAGCGGUGUCUUGACCAAGCUUGAGUGCCCGAUUUGCAUCAAGCCGUUGCCGCUGCCACGGUGGAAGGAGCUCGUCGGCGACAGCGCGCUUCUUGGCCUCGAGACCAAGGUUGCGGCUGCGUGUUCGACACUCUGCCCGCAAUGCCACAACUUCUCCGUACUCUUGCCGCCCGCGCAUGAAACGAACGAUGCCGCAUGCCCAUGGAGCGAGGCCGGUCUGACCAAGGUCCAACCGCUCUGUGCCGAGUUCAACCACCACCAGCGUAGUGCCAUCGACGUCUACGAGUCUCUCGUUGGUCUGUACGGAACCGACCAGCGCGACGAGAUGCUCACACGGCUGUUGCCGCUGCUCCUCGAUACCGAGCGCCGUGCUACCUUGUUCUUGCACUGGCGGCGACAACAGCCCUUUGUGUACACGCGGUGUUGCGACCAAGCCGUGUGCUUUGGCUGCCAGACCAAGGGCCACCACGAGAACGUGCCAUGCCAAAGCGUGACGCCGAUGGCCAACGACCUUGUCGGCUGCCCAGAGUGCCACGUGCAGCUCGUCAAAGGCGACGGCUGCGACUCGAUCACGUGCUUUUGCGGCGCGUCGUUCAACUGGGUCGACCGCCUCCGCGCCUAUCGGCUCGCGACGCUCCUGCCGCCGCGCAAGCACAUCUUCAAGCGCGUCCUCUUCCUUCUCCGCGCGCGCCUCCAGAAGCGGCAGUAUUCGAUCUUUGUCGUGAGCCAGAUUCCGUCGUUUGUGCUCCAGCAAAAGCUGCUCUUCAUCACGUACAACUUUUUCUGCCCCAGCUGGCACCGCUUUCGCCACUCGCUUCUUACGCUCGUGCACCGGCGCCGCGCCACGCGUUUGGCAAUGCAGCUCACGCCAUAGCCAGUGUAUAUAUGAUGAUCGAAUUGACCC